AUGGUCAUCUAUCAACAUAUGUCUUCCAUAUUCCCAUGUACUGGAAAAUCCAGACGUCGUACAAUGCAGACCUCCCAACGUCUGUGGGUAACACUUUUAUAUUUGGCAUGUCUAAGUGUAAAUUACGGUCAUUCCAAUAUAAUAAAAAUAUUCAAAGACGAUGAUUCGACACCAAUGUUCAACAACCUUGUCAUUGACAAGAACACUGGGCGCUUAUUUGUGGGUGCCAUCAAUCAUCUAUAUCAACUUACGCCUGAUCUCAAUGUAACCAAUCAAGUGGUUACUGGCCCCAUUGAGGAUUCUUUUGAAUGUGGGGCCAAUAUGUGUCCUAACUCCACUAUUAAAAACUUAACUGAUAAUGUAAAUAAAGUACUUGUUAUCGAUUAUACUACAUCUAGGAUAAUCACUUGUGGAUCAAUUUCACAAGGCAUGUGUACAGUUCGAAAUUUAAAUAACAUAUCUGAUACAGUACAAUUAGUUAAAGAAGCAGUGGUUGCGAACAAUAUGGAAGCAUCUACUAUUGCUUUUAUUGCACCAGGACCUCCAAAUCCACCUAUGACGCAAGUGAUGUAUAUUGGAGUUACAUUUACCGGCAACUCUCCUUAUCGUUCUGAUGUUCCAGCUAUAUCUUCUAGAAGUUUAGACAGUCAAAAUAUGUUAAACAUUGCUCAUGUUGGAGUCAUUUCUGGUACUCGGGUAUAUGUAAAUACUUUGAACCGUGAACGAUAUCUCAUUAAUUAUGUUUAUGGUUUUAGUUCUGAAACUUUCAGUUACUUUUUAACAACACAAAUGCGUAGUGUAACAUCACCUUCUCAAUACAUAUCUAAAAUGGUAAGGUUGUGUCAUGAAGAUAAAAGUUAUUAUUCGUAUACAGAAAUUCCGCUGGAGUGCACUAGUAAAGAACAGUCAUAUAAUUUAGUACAAGCUGGGUAUGUGGGUAAAAUUGGCUCAGACUUAGCUACAGAUCUUGGUAUUACACCUCAAGAUGACGUUUUAUUCGCUGUAUUCUCAAGCAGUAACCAAAGCGAAAGCGAGUUGAAAAACAAACCUAAUGACCAAAGUGCACUAUGUGUUUAUUCACUAAAAGCAAUACGAAGAAAAUUUUUACAAAACAUUAAUGCAUGUUUUAGUGGCAAAGGAAAUCGAGGAUUGGACUUCAUAUCACCAAGUCAUGCAUGCGUUGGAACCAAACUUCAGACAAUUACUGAAGAUUUUUGUGGUAUGGAUGUGAACACUCCUUUAGGGGGCGAUUCGCCUAUGACCGCUAUUCCAGUAUUGACGUUCAAUACUCGUCUCACCGCAGUAACUGCAACAUCUACUGGUGACUUUACGGUUGUAUUUGUUGGGACGAACAAUGGACAUGUCAAAAAAAUAGUCGUUGAAAGUUCUGUAAAAGCUAUUGAAUAUGGAGAUAUAGUUAUUCAAGAAAACUCUCCUAUCAAUCAAGAUCUAAUAGUUGAUCCCCAACAAAUGCAUUUAUAUGCAAUGACUAGAAACAGAGUUUCUAUGAUUAAAGUUCAAGAAUGUCAUAUGUAUUCAUCUUGUUUAGAUUGUUUGGCUGCGAAAGACCCCUAUUGUGGGUGGUGUUCAUUAGAAAAUAAAUGUAGUUUGCGCUCAAAUUGUGAAGAUGCAGCAAAUGAUCCAUUAUAUUGGAUACCAUACAAAAGUGGUAAGUGUACUACAAUAGCUUCUGUUACACCAAGUCAACUUCAGAAGACCACAGCUCGAACAUUAGAACUAGUCAUUGAUAAUUUGCCAUUGCUUGAAGGACCAUUUUACUGUGCAUUUUCGGUGUUUGAUAAAGUGUUGAUCACAAAUGCUACUAGAAAAUCAUUUGGCGUCAACUGUACAACACCUCGAACCGAUUUACUACCAUUUAUACCAGCCAACCAACAUCAUUUCACUACAAAAUUGUCGGUCAAAACAGCCAAGGGACCAAACUUUGUAGCCACUAAUUUUACAUUCUUUGAUUGCAGUACUUACACAUCAUGUACUCAAUGUGUAAAUUCUUCAUUUCCAUGUGAUUGGUGUGCUGAAGCUCAUAGAUGUACGCAUGACACGGCAGAAAAUUGUAGAAAUGAUAUUUUAGUUACUGGUGUAAAUCGUGUUGGUCCAAGUUUCCGAAGUGGACCAUCAUUUUGUCCAACAAUUAAUGGAUCUGAUACGGGAAGUACAGAAAUUUUGGUACCUUCUGGUAUUAAAAAACCGAUCAGAGUGAAGGUACACAUAAUUGGUCAAUUUAUUGCUCAAACACGUUUUGUAUGCCAAUUUAAUAUAGAGGGUCGUGUUUCGAGUGUGAAUGCUGCAUUAGUAGCAGACACCAUAUACUGUGAAACGAUGGAGUUUAGUUAUAAUUCACACUUUUCUAAUAUCACAGCGACUUUUGCUGUGAUUUGGGGUGGAUCAAAACCAUUGGAUAAUCCACAUGACAUCCAUGUUGUUAUUUAUAGAUGUAGUGAUAUGGCUGACGACUGUGGUAUGUGUUUAGCAUUGCCUGAAAAAUAUAAAUGUGGAUGGUGUCAAGCCACUAAUAGUUGUGAAGUUAUAGAUCAGUGCGACCGGGCAGUUGUUACGUGGCUCAAUCGAAACAAAACCUGUCCUAAUCUUCAAAUUACAUCAUUUUGGCCCCUUGCUGGACCUUGGGAAGGACACACAAAUAUUACAAUUAUUGGAAAAAAUUUAGGAAAAAGUUUUAAUGACAUAUAUAGCGGUGUCACUGUAGCUGGACUACGGUGUGCUCCGUACUCGCAUCUGUAUGAAACUACUAGAAAAAUAGUGUGCAGAGUUGAUGGUCCCGGCAGUGAGGACAUAAGAGAAGGUCCUAUUGUGGUUCAAGUGGAAGGAUUCAGAGGUGAAUCCAAAACAAAUUAUCAUUUUGUGGAUCCCAUCAUAACUAGUUUGUAUCCUGGUUAUGGUCCAAAAUCUGGCGGAACAACCCUUAAAAUAGUGGGAAAGUUCAUGAAUGCUGGAAGUAAUAUUCAAGUGUUCUUCGAAGAUACUUUACCAUGUAUUGUUGUCAAUAGUACAUUCUCUGAAACUACUUGCAUUACUAGUGCUUCUGAUGCUCAAAAGGUUGGAAAAAUAAAAAUGUUAUUCGAUAAGUCUGAAAGAAAUUUUGAUCGGCAAACAUAUGAAUAUACUGACGAUCCUAGUGUCGAAUCUGUUGAAUCAGGUUCUCCGAGCCAAGUAAAAGUUCCUAAAGGCAUUGUGUCUGGUGGUAUAAAAGUUUCAGUUAAUGGAAAAAAUUUUGCGUUUGUUCAAACUCCCCGCUUGUAUGUUUACUAUAUGAAUAAUACAUAUUUCGGGGAUUGUUUUGUACUAAGCAAUUCUAAUUUAAUAUGUGAGUCUCCUAAAGUUACACCACUUCAACGAAUCCAAGCUAAUUCGUCUAACCCACCAAUAGAAUUGGAUUAUGGAUUUGAAAUGGACAAUGUAACAAAUGUUCAAAAUAUAUCAUCGAAAACUGGAUUUUCCAAAUUCUUACUUUAUCCAGAUCCAAAUUACACACAAUUUGAGGAUGUCCAAGGGGAAAACAUAAAAUAUUAUAAAAGUGAUUAUUUAACUAUAAAUGGCCAUUACUUGGAUCGAGCUUGCCAAGAAACUGACGUUACAGUGCAAAUUGGGACAAGUUACUGUAACGUGACCUCGUUGUCUCGUAAUCAACUCACAUGUAAGCCACCACCCAUUCAACCAUUAGCAGUAUCUGAUGAUUUUCGGUUGACCAGCUCUCAAGAACUUCCAGACGUAAUUGUGACAGUGGGUUCAAGUCUGAAGUUUAACAUAGGAAAACUGAGCUAUGCCCAAUCUGAAGUUAAUAGUCCUUUGACUAAUCCUGCCCUGUUUGGUGGUAUCAUUGGUAUGGCUAUAAUUGUUAUUAUUUUCAUCGCCUUUUUGAUCGCAUAUCGCCGCAAAUCGACUGAAAGUAGUCGAGUCUUGAAAAAUAUGCAAGAACAGAUGGACAUAUUAGAACUACGUGUAGCGGCAGAAUGCAAAGAGGCGUUUGCUGAACUUCAAACAGAGAUAACAGAUAUCGCUGGUGAUCUUACUUCUGGCGGUAUUCCGUUUUUGGAUUAUCGUACAUAUUCAAUGAAAAUUUUGUUCCCGAAUAUGGAAGACCAUGGAGUGCUCCAACGAGAAAAACCAGAAUUAAUUCGAAAAGAAAAGGGCAUCCGCUUGUUUGGCCAAUUAAUAUUAAACAAGACAUUUUUGUUAUUGUUUAUAAGAACUUUAGAGAGUAAUCGCUAUUUUUCAAUGAGAGAUAGAGUGAAUGUAGCUUCUUUAAUUAUGGUGUCUUUGCAAAGCAAAAUGGAAUAUUGUACUGAUAUACUGAAGACUUUACUUGCAGAACUAAUUGAAAAAUGCAUGGAAGGUAACAGCCAUCCAAAGUUGCUUUUGAGGCGUACAGAAAGUGUUGCAGAAAAAAUGCUAUCGUCGUGGUUUACGUUUCUAUUGUAUAAAUUUUUAAGGGAAUGUGCAGGAGAACCUUUGUAUUUAUUAUUUAGAGCAAUGAAACAACAAGUUGAUAAAGGACCAGUUGAUGCAAUUACUUCUGAAGCAAGGUAUUCGUUGAGUGAAGAAAAACUGAUAAGACAAUCAAUAGAUUUUGUUCCAAUGACCGUAUAUGUUUCGAUUUCCCAACAGACUGCUUUCGUUACUGGACUCGAUCCAAACACUGAAAAUAUACCUGUUAAAGUUUUAGACUGUGAUACAAUUUCACAAGUAAAGGAAAAGGCAUUGGAUACUAUUUAUCGAGCGAUGCCUUGUAGUCAACGACCCCGGACGUGUGAACUCGACGUUGAAUGGAGAACCGGCACUCAGGGUCGGUUAAUUUUAUACGAUGAAGACUCAACAACAAAAACGGAAGGAGAAUGGAAGAAACGAAACACUUUACAUCAUUAUAUGGUUCCAGAUGGUGCAUAUCUAAACUUGGUUUCCGUUAAACAAAUGUCAACUUACAACUUAUCAAUACUCUCGGACCGCAUGGACAAACACAAAUAUGAAACAUUAAAUUUAACGAAAUUCAACUAUGAUAGCCCGCCGUAUAGCAGGGCUACAUCGCCGCUGAACAAUGAUCAGGAUGGAGGUCUUAAAUGUUGGCAUUUGGUCAAACAUCACGAUAACGAUGCACAAAAAGAAGGGGAACGUGGUAAUAAAAUGGUAUCAGAAAUAUAUCUUACGCGUUUACUAGCUACCAAAGGUACUCUACAAAAGUUCGUAGACGAUUUAUUUGAAACGAUUUUCAGCACUGCGCAUAGAGGAAGUGCUCUGCCUUUGGCUAUCAAAUACAUGUUUGAUUUUCUUGAUGAUCAAGCACUUCAGCAUGGUAUCUCUGAUCACGAAGUCGUACAUACGUGGAAAAGUAACAGUCUUCCUUUGCGUUUUUGGGUGAAUCUGAUCAAAAAUCCCAACUUUGUUUUUGAUAUACACAAGUCAAACAUAGUUGACUCGUGUCUGUCGGUUGUUGCUCAAACAUUCAUGGACUCGUGUUCGACUUCAGACCACCGACUCGGCAAAGAUUCACCAAGCUCAAAAUUACUUUACGCCAAGGACAUUCCGGUGUACAAGGACUGGGUAGAUCGUUACUAUUCAGACAUUAAAAUCAUGCCAGCAAUAUCAGACCAGGACAUGAACGCCAUGCUUGCCGAAGAAUCAAGAAUACACAUGACAGAAUUUAAUACAAACGCUGCUUUGUAUGAACUCUAUAUGUAUGCUGCCAAGUACAAUGAACAGCUAAUGGUAACACUCGAAGAAGACGAAUUUUCUCAAAAACAACGACUGGCAUACAAACUAGAACAAGUGCACAAUUUCAUGAUGGUAGAGAAAUAA
This is a messenger RNA of Macrosiphum euphorbiae (potato aphid), 5826 nucleotides long. The record is from the annotation of a GenBank genome assembly. NCBI's taxonomy places the organism in Eukaryota, Metazoa, Arthropoda, Insecta, Hemiptera, Aphididae.